AUGGGGAAGGGAUAUAAUGCUCGUAUUGCUUCAAACCCGUAUAUUGUAGGUUCUUUCGCAUGCAUCGGCGGUGGCCUUUUCGGUCUGGACAUCUCGUCGAUGUCUGGGGUACUGAGUAACGAUUCAUACAAGAGCACAUUCUCUAAUCCUGGAUCUAAUGCUCAAGGUGCAAUCGUGGCAUCCAUGCCUGCUGGCUCUUUUUUGGGUGCACUGCUAGUCACCCAACUUGCGGACCGUUAUGGGCGCAAGAACACCGUCAUCCUUUCUGGUUUGGUAUGGAUCAUUGGGUCUAUUCUACAAUGUGCAUCUGUCAACCGAGGAAUGCUUGUAGUGGGCCGUAUUAUUUCUGGCAUCUCUGUGGGUAUUGCCAGUGCUGUGGUCCCCAUCUAUCAAUCAGAGAUUACGGAACCCCGCAUUCGUGGGCGUCUUGUCUCCCUCCAGCAAUGGUCCAUAACUUGGGGUAUCCUUAUCCAAUACUUCGUGCAAUUCGGCUGCUCCUACAUCAACGGUGUCGCGUCGUUCCGCAUUCCAUGGGGUCUCCAGAUGAUUCCAGCCAUAGUUCUAUGUGUGGGCAUGCUUGUUUUCCCCGAAAGUCCUCGGUGGUUGUUCGAUCAUAACAGAGAACAGGAAGCUUUGACAGUUCUCGCCGAUUUGCAUGGUGGUGGUGACCCCAACAAUGAGCUUGUUAUGCUAGAGUACGAAGAAAUUAAGCAGCAGGUUCUCUUUGAGAGAACCGAGGGCGCUAAAUCAUACCUUGAUCUGCUUAAACCGGGCAUGCCUCGGCGUGUUGGUCUUGGAAUGGCUCUCCAAAUGUGGUCUCAACUUACCGGCAUGAACGUCAUGAUGUACUAUAUCGUCUAUGUCUUCGAAGGCGCUGGUAUCACUGGUCGUCGCGGAAAUCUCAUCUCAGCGUCUGUUCAAUACGUUCUCAAUGUGGCCCUCACUGUCCCGGCCAUCAUAUAUAUUGACAAGUGGGGCCGCCGCCCAAUGCUUCUCUUCGGAACAUUGUUCAUGGGCUUCUUCCUCUUCCUCGUCGGCGGUCUGCAGGGACAUUUUGGUCAUUGGGGUGUAGUUGAUGGUGACCGUGUCUGGGUCAUUGAAAACCAUAGUUCGGUCACUAAUGGAGUAAUUGUAUGCUCUUACUUCUUUGUGUGCAGCUUUGCUAUCACAAUGGGUCCUGUUUCAUGGACUUAUCCCGCUGAACUGUUUCCGCUCAAAGUGCGCGCCAAGGCCGUUUCUCUCGCCACGGCGACUAACUGGGCAUUCAAUUUCGCUCUUGCCUGGGCCGUACCUCCGGGUCUGAGCAAUAUCGCGUGGAAGACAUAUUUCAUCUUCGGAACGUUCAACUUUGCCGCGUUCAUACAUAUCUUCUUUAUGUACCCGGAGACUGUUGGUCGUUCGCUUGAAGAAGUCGAGGAAAUCUUCGAACAAGGACACACAUUCGCUGCUUGGAAGAUCAAGAAAGAUGUCGGGAAAAAGACACUGGCGGAGGUGGUGGAAAAGGGGAAAGAAAUCGAGGCAAAGAAGCAUUCUGUGGACAUCAAGGCCUCGGCUUAA
This is a messenger RNA of Guyanagaster necrorhizus, 1557 nucleotides long. RefSeq names its product general substrate transporter. Gene Ontology annotation, molecular function: carbohydrate:proton symporter activity. Gene Ontology annotation, cellular component: membrane. Gene Ontology annotation, biological process: transmembrane transport; carbohydrate transport. The coding region runs from base 1 to 1557 and encodes 518 amino acids. The transcript has 12 exons. The record is from RefSeq and is a predicted model, not a curated record. NCBI's taxonomy places the organism in Eukaryota, Fungi, Basidiomycota, Agaricomycetes, Agaricales, Physalacriaceae.